GACUCUGACCCCGCGCAGGGACAGCACAGGGAAACCAAGGCAGUCAGUGCCAAGCAGCCCCGUAGCUGCUGGGACAGAGCUGGAUGGGAUGGACCCCACCAUGGAGCUGGCAGAUGAUCCCAGGUUCCCUCGGCCGCUGGUGGAGAUGCUGAUGCUGAACUUCAGCGUGCCGGCCGCAUGCUUCUCCCUGCCACCCACCUCCUGGCAGCUGCUGCAGCAGCUGGACAUGGUCCAACUCACCAUCACGGGCCUGGCCACCAUCCUGACAUUGGUGUCGGUCGUCAUCUACGUGGAAGAAGCCCUCUACAUCUACCGCAAGACCAGCUGCCCCAUCAAGAUGAAGACUCUCUGCUGGAGCAGCUCAGCCCCCACGGUCGUGGCUGUGUUCAGCUGCUUCGGGCUGUGGAUCCCACGUUCCAUGAUGGUGGUGGAGAUGGCCACCACGAUGUACUUUGCUAUCUGUUUCUAUGUCAUGAUGAUGGUUAUGGUGGAGGGCUUCGGGGGAAAGGAGGCUCUGCUCAGCACCCUAAAGGACGUGCCCAUGGUGGUGAGCACCGGGCCCUGCUGCUGCUGCUGCCCCUGCCUGCCCCGCAUCACCAUAAGCAGGAGAAAGCUUCAGCUGCUGAUGCUGGGGACCUUCCAGUAUGCCUUCCUGAGAACAGCCGGUGUCUUCCUGGGGCUGGUCCUGUACACUGAUGGGAACUACAACCCUGCUGAUAUCUCAGCGGAGAGCGUGGCGCUUUGGAUCAACACCGUCAUCGGAGUCUCCACCCUCUUUGGGCUGUGGGCGCUGGGAAUCCUCUUCCGACAGGCACGACUGCAUCUGAAGGAGCAGAACAUGCAGGCCAAGUUCACCUGCUUCCAGAUUCUCCUCCUGCUGACGGCCCUGCAGCCUGCCAUCUUCAGCAUCCUGGCCAACAACGGUAACAUCGCCUGCUCGCCGCCCUUCUCCUCCAAGGCCAGGUCACAGCAGAUGAACAUGCAGCUGUUAAUCCCACAGACCUUCAUGCUGGCGGUGGUGGCACGGAUGUAUUACCGCAAGCAGGAUGACAAACCGGGCUACCAGCCUGUCAGCAUCACAGCCAGCAGCAGCAAUGCUAAGGUGUGAGCAGAGGAGGGUUGCAAGGGCAAGAGCAAGUCCAGGGUGCUGCCAGCCCAGCACAGUGCUUGGAGCCUGCUGGGAGCAAAGGCAGCAGAGGGAGAAAGGACAUUUUGGGAUCUGGAAGCAGCCCUUCAGCCUGGGGGGAUUCCUGGCUGGCACUGAAUAAAGAUAAGUUUGUACAUG
Messenger RNA from Gallus gallus (chicken), 1285 nucleotides. RefSeq names its product solute carrier family 51 subunit alpha (gene SLC51A). NCBI's taxonomy places the organism in Eukaryota, Metazoa, Chordata, Aves, Galliformes, Phasianidae. Gene Ontology annotation, cellular component: plasma membrane; endoplasmic reticulum membrane. Gene Ontology annotation, molecular function: transporter activity. The record is from RefSeq and is marked validated. Gene Ontology annotation, biological process: bile acid and bile salt transport.